AAGCCAAACACAACAAGGAAAGUCGAUUUCAGAAUGGCGGAUCCGAUCCCGGCAGCAACACCGCCGAGAUCCGCCACGGACUUUUUCUCCGACCCUCUCGAUUCUCACCCACUCUGGUUCAAGCCCUCUCUCUUCCUCUCCGCGAACUUCGACUCCGAAUCCUACAUCUCCGAGCUCCGAACCUUCGUUCCCUUUGAUACGCUCCGAUCCGAACUCGAUGCCCAUCUCGCCUCCCUCAACCACGAGCUCAUCGACCUGAUUAACCGCGACUACACCGACUUCGUUAACCUCAGUACCAAACUCGUGGAUGUUGAUGCUUCGGUGGUGCGAAUGCGGGCCCCGCUGGUCGAGCUCCGAGAAAAGAUCGAGCAGCACAGGGUUUCCGUGGAUCGCUCGCUCGUGGCUCUCAGAAAUGGGUUGAAUCAGAGGUCGGAGGCCGCGUCUGCGAGAGAGACCCUGGAGCUUUUGCUCGACACAUUUAAAGUGGUGUCGAAGGUCGAAAAACUAAUAAAAGAACUACCGAGUAUGCCUGCUGAUUGGUCAAAUGGAGAUGCAGAUUUGGCAGACAAGAAUUCUACAAGCAAUGGGAUUUCCACACAACAUGUUGAGAAUGGGACAAACCUCAGAGAGACUCAGAGCAUGCUUUUGGAGAGAAUUGCCAGUGAGAUGAAUCGGUUGAAGUUCUAUAUGGCUCAUGCACAGAACCUGCCCUUCAUUGAAAACAUGGAGAAGAGGAUUCAGAGUGCUAGCCUAAUAUUAGAUGCAAUUUUAGGACAUUGUUUCACAGAUGGGCUUGAGCACCAGGAUGCGAAUGCAAUUUACAAUUGUUUACGUGCCUAUGCCGCUAUUGAUAACACUAGGAGUGCAGAAGAAAUUUUUCGUACAACCAUAGUUGCUCCAUUGAUACAGAAAAUUAUCCCGCAUGAGACAUCAGCGGUAGUUGCAGGGUCAUACACAGAUGAACUCGAGAAUGAUUAUCAGCAAAUCAAGCAAAGUAUAGAUAAAGACUGUAAAUUCUUACUGGAAAUUUCUUCUACAGAAAAUUCAGGCUUGCAUGUGUUUGACUUCUUGGCCAAUUCCAUCCUUAAAGAGGUUCUUCUUGCAAUCCAAAAGGGAAAACCAGGCGCUUUUUCUCCAGGAAGACCCAUGGAAUUCUUAAAAAAUUAUAAAUCAAGCCUUGAUUUCUUGGCUCUUCUAGAAGGGUACUGCCCAUCUAGAUCUGCUAUUGCUAAAUUCCGAUCAGAAGCUGUCUACGUUGAGUUCAUGAAGCAAUGGAACAUUGGGGUUUAUUUCUCUUUGAGGUUUCAGGAAAUAGCAGGGGCUUUAGAUUCUGCACUUAAUGCCACCAGUCUUGUGCCGGUUCAAAAUGUUCUUUCUGCUCAAGGAAGUUCUCUUGAAUUGACUUUAAAACAAAGUGUUACCUUGUUGGAGAGCUUGAGAUCCUGCUGGAGAGAAGAUGUUCUUGUCCUCUCUUGCGCUGACAAGUUUCUUCGAUUAUCUUUGCAGCUUCUUUCGAGAUACUCAAAUUGGUUGUCAUCUGGACUGGCUGCUCGUAAAGUGGUGGGUAAUACAGGCUCCAGCCCUGGAUGUGAAUGGGCUAUUUCAGCUGUCCCAGAGGAUUUUAUUUAUAUCAUUCAUGACAUAAAUUUUCUGGCCAAGGAGAUUUGUGGUGACUACCUGGAACGAGUACUCGAACUUCUGUCUUCAUGCUCUGCCGAUGUUCUUGAUUCAAUAAAACAGAGCAUUUUACAAGGUGGAAAGUCAUUGAAGGAUUUGGUUCCUCUGUUAAUUAAUACAAUAAUAGAGGCACUAGUCGAAAAGUCAAUUGAGGACUUGAGACAGCUGAAGGGAAUAACCGCAACUUACAGGAUGACUAAUAAACCUCUUCCUGUCAGACAUUCACCAUAUGUGUCUGUGGUAUUGCGACCCCUGAAGGCUCUUUUGGAUGGAGAGCGAGCUACAAUAUACUUGACUAGGCAAAUUAAGAACGAACUACUGCAUGGUGCUGCAACUGAGAUCACUGGUCGUUAUUACGAAUUAGCUGCUGAUCUUGUCAGCGUGGCUAGGAAAACAGAGUCUUCACUCCAGAGAAUACGGCAAGGGGCACAAAGACGAGCUGGAGCAAGCUCUGAUGUGUCAGAUCAUAAUGUGUCUGACACGGACAAGAUCUGUAUGCAACUAUUCCUUGAUAUUCAGGAGUACGGUCGCAACCUCUCUGCCCUUGGGGUUGACGCAGCCAAUAUUCCAGCAUAUCGUUCUUUGUGGCAGUGUGUUGCUCCUCCAGAUAGACAGAGUACGAUUAAUUUGUAGAGUUUGGGCAUUUAGCUAAUGGGGGGGUUGCAGAUGAAUUCCAUUGCAUGUUGAUUUUCUUGUGGGGUACAUUUAUUGUCUGGUUUAAUGUAGUAGUCGAUUCUUUUGACGUUCUUUGCAGUGUUGUUAUAAUAAGAUUAGAGUCGCAUGAAUACUUGCAUUGAGGCAAAAGUUUUGUACUUGUAACCUUUUUUUCUUUUUUGAUGUUUGUCCACCGGCCAUCUCUAUUCUUGUAAAAAUCACAGAGAGCUCAGAUUGUGAUGAUAUCAAUUGUUGCAAGUUUCUACCGAAACUCAAGUUGCGUUGG
This is a messenger RNA of Juglans microcarpa x Juglans regia, 2617 nucleotides long. Its product is annotated as conserved oligomeric Golgi complex subunit 2. Gene Ontology annotation, biological process: intra-Golgi vesicle-mediated transport; Golgi organization; protein transport. Lineage: Eukaryota; Viridiplantae; Streptophyta; Magnoliopsida; Fagales; Juglandaceae. Bases 34 to 2310 code for a protein of 758 amino acids. The transcript is spliced from 12 exons. Gene Ontology annotation, cellular component: membrane; COG complex. The record is from RefSeq and is a predicted model, not a curated record.